CUUCCAUUUGGUCAGCCAUGGCCUGUUUCAGGAUGUCACCACGCAAUUCCUGGAUUUAUCCCACUGUGAUUCUCUGUUUAUUUGGCUUUUUCUCCAUGAUGAGACCUUCAGAGCCCUUCCUCAUCCCUUAUUUAUCUGAACCAAAUAAAAAUCUGACAAGCACAGAGAUCACAAACAAGAUCCUUCCAGUUUGGACCUACUCUUACCUGGUGCUGCUGCUGCCCGUGUUCGUCCUUACCGAUUACGUCCGCUAUAAGCCGGUCAUCAUCUUGCAAGGGAUCAGCUUCAUCAUCACCUGGCUGCUGCUCCUGUUUGGCCGAGGCGUGAUGGCCAUGCAGGCUGUUGAGUUCUUCUAUGGGAUGGUCACGGCCACCGAGGUCGCCUACUAUGCCUACAUCUACAGUGUGGUCAGUCUCGAGCACUACCAAAGAGUGAGCAGCUACUGCAGGAGCAUCACUCUGGUGUCCUACACCAUAGCCUCAGUGCUGGGCCAGGUGUUGGUCUCCCUGAGCAACGUGUCGUACUUUUACCUCAAUGUCAUAAGCAUGAUCUCCGUCUCCUUGGCUUUCAUUUGCUCACUUUUUCUACCGAUGCCCAAGAAAAGCAUGUUCUUUCAUGCAAAGCCCAGCAAGGAGAUAAAGGAGUCACCACACACGGACGCGAUAUUAAAAGAAGCUCCUAAGGAUGACACUCCAGGCUGCAAGGAGAAGAAUCUCACUUUGGAAACACGCUCAGUGACUUCAGGGAACCAGGACGACGGCCAGGACAGCCGCCCCAGAAAUGUGGCUUUGGAGGUUUUUGUGCAGUGGUUCCAGGACUUGAAGGAAUGCUACUCCUCAAAACGUCUUUUUUACUGGUCUUUAUGGUGGGCCUUUUCCACUGCAGGUUAUAACCAGGUUUUGAACUAUGUUCAAAUCUUAUGGGAUUUCAAGAAACCUUCCCAAGAUUCUUCUGUCUAUAAUGGCGCAGUAGAAGCUAUUGCAACAUUUGGAGGGGCUGUAGCCGCCUUUGCUGUGGGUUAUGUCAAAGUCAACUGGGAUCUUGUGGGAGAGCUGGCUCUGGCGGUCUUCUCGGCUGUCAGCGCAGGCUCUCUGUUCGUCAUGCGUUACACCGUGGACAUCUGGGUCUGCUAUGCUGGCUACCUGAUCUUCAAGUCCAGCUAUAUGCUUCUCAUAACCAUAGCAGUGUUUCAGAUUGCAGUUAAUCUCAGUGUGGAACGCUAUGCCCUGGUGUUUGGGAUCAACACCUUCAUUGCCUUGGUGAUUCAAACCGUUAUGACUGUGAUUGUAGUGGAUCAGAGAGGGCUCAACCUGGAAAUCAACAUUCAGUUUUUAGUGUAUGGGAGUUAUUUUGCAGUCAUUGCUGGAGUUUUCCUAAUGAGAAGCUUGUACAUCAUCUACUGGGCCAAAUGUCGAAAUCAGGAAGUACAGAGCCCGGCUACCAUGAAGAACCCAGGAAAGGCACGCCCAGAGGAGCCAAGUAACGACAACAUCUUAUCAACAAAGUUCUAA
Ochotona curzoniae (black-lipped pika) is the source of this 1511-nucleotide messenger RNA. RefSeq names its product solute carrier family 19 member 3 (gene SLC19A3). The coding region runs from base 18 to 1511 and encodes 497 amino acids. Gene Ontology annotation, cellular component: plasma membrane. Gene Ontology annotation, biological process: vitamin transport; transmembrane transport. The transcript is spliced from 5 exons. The record is from RefSeq and is a predicted model, not a curated record. Gene Ontology annotation, molecular function: thiamine transmembrane transporter activity. NCBI's taxonomy places the organism in Eukaryota, Metazoa, Chordata, Mammalia, Lagomorpha, Ochotonidae.